AUGGCAUUUUCCAUCUUAACACCAGUCUUUAUAGCAAUCAUCUGUGUAUUAAUUGGAAUCAUACUGAAAAGCAGCGGGAAAGGGACCAAAAAAUUGGAAAGCAAACCCAACCAGAAGGCUGAGUCUCGCCCAUGGGUGGAUGAAGACUUAAAGGACAGGACUGACCUUCCAGGAGAAGAAGAUGAUGGUGGCGAAUGGCAAAGCUUAGAUGACAACCUUGCUCACGUCCCUUUCAUGACUGAGCGUUACUCUGAAGAGGACAUGGUUAAAAGAUCAAAGGAUUUUUAUGCCCUGCUCAAUAAGAGACGGUCUGUCAGGUUUAUAAGUGAUGAACCAGUCCCAAGGGAGGUUAUUGACAAUGUGAUUAAAGCAGCAGGAACAGCUCCCAGCGGGGCACACACAGAGCCAUGGACCUUUGUUGUAGUACAAGAUCUAGAAAUAAAACAUAAAAUCCGGGAGAUCAUUGAAGAGGAGGAAGAAAUAAACUAUAAGAAAAGAAUGGGGUACAGAUGGGUUAAUGACUUGAAAAGACUGAGGACAAACUGGAUCAAAGAAUACUUGGAUACAGCUCCCUACCUGAUCCUUAUUUUCAAGCAGGUGUAUGGAAUGCUUCCAGAUGGAAAAAAGAAAACCCAUUACUACAAUGAGAUCAGUGUUUCUAUUGCCUGUGGCAUUCUCCUCGCUGCACUCCAGAAUGUGGGUUUGGUGACGGUGACUUCGACACCCCUGAACUGUGGCCCACACCUGAGAGCAUUGCUGCAGCGCCCAGUGAAUGAAAAGCUACUUCUGCUGCUGCCUGUUGGGUACCCCAGUAAAGAUGCCACAGUGCCCGACCUGAAACGAAAGCCAGUGGAUGACAUUAUGGUGGUUGUAUAAACAUGC
Molecule: messenger RNA, 882 nt
Organism: Euleptes europaea (tarantolino)
Lineage: Eukaryota; Metazoa; Chordata; Lepidosauria; Squamata; Sphaerodactylidae
Gene: IYD
Product: iodotyrosine deiodinase
Exons: 5
Coding region: 1-876 (291 amino acids)
Molecular function (GO): oxidoreductase activity
Source: RefSeq, a predicted model, not a curated record